AUGCUCUUUGUGCUGGCCGGCCUGGCCUGGUCCGCAAAGGCGUCUUUGGGCUUUGUCUCCGAGCUGGUGCCAGAGGAGAAGAAGCUUUUGGGCAUCUAUCCGGUGUGGCUGUUCUACUGCGCCAUCGCCUGGAUGAUCCUCCUGGCCUGA
Molecule: messenger RNA, 150 nt
Organism: Effrenium voratum
Lineage: Eukaryota; Dinophyceae; Suessiales; Symbiodiniaceae
Source: the annotation of a GenBank genome assembly